UCUCCGGUUUUCUUGGACCGUGAACGCACCAUUCUCCAUCUUCCUCCGAACAGGGAAGGGACCAACCUGCGUCCUGCUGCACCCCAUUGAAAACUCUCCGUGUUACUCAUUGAAACAGACAGUAAACACCACCGCCAUGACAGACUCCAAAUAUUUCACCACCAACAAAAAAGGGGAGAUCUUUGAGCUGAAGGCGGAGUUAAACAAUGAGAAGAAAGAGAAGAGGAAAGAGGCGGUGAAGAAGGUCAUCGCUGCCAUGACGGUUGGCAAAGAUGUCAGCUCUUUGUUCCCGGAUGUGGUGAACUGCAUGCAGACCGACAACCUGGAGCUGAAGAAGCUGGUCUACCUGUACUUGAUGAACUACGCCAAAAGCCAGCCCGACAUGGCUAUCAUGGCCGUGAACAGCUUUGUCAAGGACUGUGAGGACCCCAACCCUCUGAUCCGGGCUCUGGCCGUCCGGACCAUGGGCUGCAUCCGGGUGGACAAGAUCACCGAGUACCUGUGUGAGCCGCUGAGGAAGUGCCUGAAGGACGAGGACCCGUACGUCAGGAAGACGGCGGCCGUUUGCGUGGCGAAGCUGCAUGACAUCAACGCUCAGAUGGUGGAAGAUCAGGGCUUCCUGGACUCCCUCAGAGAUCUCAUCGCUGACUCAAACCCCAUGGUUGUCGCCAAUGCAGUCGCUGCUCUGUCUGAGAUCAGCGAGUCUCACCCCAACAGCAAUUUGCUGGACCUGAAUCCCCAGAACAUCAACAAGCUGCUGACGGCCCUCAACGAGUGCACGGAGUGGGGGCAGAUCUUCAUCCUGGACUGCCUGUCCAACUACAACCCCAAGGACGAACGAGAGGCUCAGAGCAUCUGUGAGCGCGUCACUCCUCGGUUGUCUCACGCCAACUCGGCAGUGGUCCUGUCCGCUGUCAAGGUCCUGAUGAAGUUCUUGGAGCUGCUGCCGAAGGACUCGGACUACUACAACACGUUGCUGAAGAAGUUAUCUCCCCCGCUGGUGACGUUGCUCUCAGGGGAACCAGAGGUCCAGUAUGUGGCUCUGAGGAACAUCAACCUCAUUGUUCAGAAGAGGCCUGAGAUCCUGAAGCAGGAGAUUAAAGUGUUCUUCGUCAAGUAUAACGACCCGAUCUAUGUGAAACUGGAGAAACUGGACAUCAUGAUCCGCUUGGCCUCCCAGGCCAACAUUGCCCAGGUUUUGGCCGAACUGAAGGAAUAUGCCACAGAGGUGGAUGUUGACUUUGUGCGUAAGGCUGUACGAGCCAUCGGACGCUGUGCCAUCAAAGUGGAGCAAUCAGCUGAGCGCUGUGUCAGCACUCUCCUGGACCUGAUCCAGACGAAGGUCAACUAUGUGGUUCAGGAGGCCAUCGUGGUCAUCAGGGACAUCUUCCGCAAGUACCCUAACAAGUAUGAGAGCAUCAUUGCCACUCUUUGUGAGAAUCUGGACUCCCUGGACGAGCCCGACGCUCGAGGUGCCAUGAUCUGGAUCGUCGGAGAGUACGCCGAGAGGAUCGACAACGCCGACGAGCUGCUCGAGAGCUUCCUCGAGGGCUUCCACGACGAGAGCACUCAGGUGCAGCUCACGCUGUUGACGGCCAUCGUCAAGCUGUUCCUGAAGAAGCCGUCAGAGACUCAGGAGCUGGUGCAGCAGGUCCUCAGUCUGGCCACUCAGGACUCUGACAACCCAGACCUCCGUGACAGGGGCUACAUUUACUGGCGCCUGCUGUCCACUGACCCCGUGACCGCCAAAGAGGUGGUGCUGUCAGAAAAGCCCCUGAUCUCCGAGGAGACAGACUUGAUUGAGCCCACUCUGCUGGACGAGCUGAUCUGCCACAUCGGCUCGCUGGCCUCAGUCUAUCACAAGCCGCCCAGCGCCUUUGUGGAGGGAAGUCACGGAGUGCACCGGAAGCACCUCCCUGUCCAGCACAGCAGCAUUGACACAGGCGAGAGCCCCGUGAGCGGUGGCCCAGCCGCCGCCAUGGACCAGCCACACGUUAUCCCCAGCCAGGGGGACCUGCUGGGCGACUUGCUGAACCUGGACCUGGGACCCCCUGUCAAUGUUCCCCAAGUCUCCUCCAUGCAGAUGGGUGCGGUGGACCUUCUUGGUGGAGGCCUGGACAGUUUGCUGGGGGGAGACCUGGGCGCAGGUGUUGGGGGAAGUCCAGCAGUGGGACAGAACUUCAUCCCGUCGUCCGUCCCCAGCACUUUUGCUCCGUCACCCACUCCUGCUCCUCCAGCUGUCAGCAGCGGCCUCAAUGACCUGUUUGAGCUUUCCACAGGCAUGGCCAUCACCACCGGAGGCUACAUACCCCCGAAAGCAGUGUGGCUCCCCGCGGUGAAAGCUAAGGGGCUAGAAAUCUCUGGAACGUUCACCCGCCGCCAAGGCCACAUGUACAUGGACAUGUCGUUCACCAACAAGGCCCUGCAGCACAUGAACGACUUCGCCAUCCAAUUCAACAAAAACAGUUUUGGUGUGAUCCCCACCAGUCCUCUGCCCAUUCACACUCCACUGAUGCCCAAUCAGAGUAUUGAGAUCUCCCUGCCUGUUAACACCAUUGGGCCUGUUAUGAAGAUGGAUCCACUCAAUAAUCUGCAGGUGGCUGUAAAGAACAACAUUGAUGUGUUCUACUUCAGCGUCCUCAUCCCUCUGAGCAUAUUCUUUGUUGAAGAUGGAAAAAUGGAGCGACAGGUGUUCCUGGCCACCUGGAAGGACAUCCCCAAUGAGAAUGAACUCCAGUACCAGAUCAAAGACUGCCACCUAAACGCUGACACCGUGUCUGGCAAACUACAGAAUAACAACGUCUACACCAUUGCCAAAAGAAACGUGGAAGGCCAGGACAUGCUGUACCAGUCGCUGAAGCUAACCAACGGCAUCUGGAUCCUGGCUGAGCUCCGCAUUCAGCCGGGGAACCCAAAUUACACGCUCUCUCUGAAGUGUCGGGCCCCUGAAGUGUCUCAGUACAUCUACCAGAUGUACGACUCCAUCCUGAAAAACUGAGCUCCCGAGUCACGGCUGCUCGCCUCCUGCUUCUUGAAAACACAGCUUAAAGCGGCCGUUUCUUCCCCGUGUCUGUAGCCGACUGCCAGAACAAGAGAUACCCGACCCGAAAAUGCUAAAUAAUUAUCUGAAACUUUAGGUGUAUUUUCAUGUUGAAAAGUCAUUGUCGAAUCAGUUGAAAUGAAUUGUGGUUGACGUAGUUGCAGUGUCGGUUGUUUUGGCAGUUUGAAAGCGAUGCUUAUAUUCCUGAUUACACUCCACGUUUAUAUGUUGGUGUCCCAGUGAAGACGCGUUGAUCAUUUCAUCCAUAACCCAAUAUGUUCAUGUUGUGACUGAUGGUGAAACUGUCCUGAGAAAGGUUUCGAUGAUGCCAUUUUUUCCCUCUUUUUAUUUUUUUCUAUAUUUCUCCCCAUUUUGUUUAAUUUGGAGUAAUACCAGAGUUGCUUUGUUAAUUAUUUCUUGUGAAGCGUCACAAAUAGAAACCACUAACUUUUUGUUUUGUUUUGGCCUUUAAAGACAAAGCACAUGUUGAAUAGGUUCGGUAUGUAGAUGCAGACAGCAGUUGUAGAAAACAUGUUAGUAAAAAUUAGGAUGUAAGUUAAUAAAUGUCAUAAGAGGUCUAAUAAUUCACUGCAUCUUAAUAUUUGGUGUUUUUUUUCUACUACUGUGGGUUUUAUCUAAAAUGUGCAUUUGGUAAUUUUUUUUGCAUUUGAUGUUCAGAUCAUAAGCCUCUUAUAGAAGUUUUAUCCUGCGGCCUGUUUGUGAUUUCUGUUUUGUUCAUGUCUGAUAAAUGUCUUUAAUCAAAAGAAAAAAAAAGAAAAAUAUAAUCCACAAAUACAGGGGAGCAACAUAUAAUCAAAUUGUUCUACAGGAAAAUUUGGCAACAAGACCAUAUUACCUUUUUAAUUCAACCAUUCCAAUAACCACAGUUUUUGCCAUUCCUUUUCACUUUAAGUAUCGCUAAAAUGCCCUUAUUUCUCUUCCUCUUUAAACAAGUGUGCAUGGCUUUAUAUAUAUUGUCAUUCCUAGUUCAUCGUGCAUCUACCUCCAUGUUUUCUUUUUUCUGUAAUGUGCAUUAUUUAUCCCUUUUCUCUUUUGAAUACUGUUUUUGUUGUAUUCGUGCCAGUUUAAGGUUGGGCUGAGCCAGCCAAAUUCCGGCUCACAGGACCAAGUUUUCACUGAACCGAAAUGCCAGGUUUGUGUUUUAAUAAUGUUUUGUCCUCAUGAACUAAUGUUGGCAUUGCGUGGCGUAUACACCCUCAGGCACAGAGCUGUAGUGUGGUACAGUUGUUAGUGUAUGUUGUGUUGCGAAAAAACAAAGCUUUUAUCACACUGAAAUUUAAAUAAAGAAUUCUCUCUAUUCCACAAAUGCA
This is a messenger RNA of Fundulus heteroclitus (mummichog), 4371 nucleotides long. It is a transcript of the gene ap2b1, whose product is annotated as adaptor related protein complex 2 subunit beta 1. The transcript has 22 exons. Lineage: Eukaryota; Metazoa; Chordata; Actinopteri; Cyprinodontiformes; Fundulidae. Gene Ontology annotation, cellular component: membrane coat; clathrin adaptor complex. Gene Ontology annotation, biological process: vesicle-mediated transport; intracellular protein transport. The record is from RefSeq and is a predicted model, not a curated record. The coding region runs from base 137 to 2998 and encodes 953 amino acids. Gene Ontology annotation, molecular function: clathrin binding.